This is a messenger RNA of Orussus abietinus, 646 nucleotides long. Its product is annotated as 10 kDa heat shock protein, mitochondrial. Lineage: Eukaryota; Metazoa; Arthropoda; Insecta; Hymenoptera; Orussidae. Gene Ontology annotation, molecular function: metal ion binding; ATP binding; protein-folding chaperone binding. The coding region runs from base 134 to 448 and encodes 104 amino acids. Gene Ontology annotation, cellular component: mitochondrial matrix. The record is from RefSeq and is a predicted model, not a curated record. The transcript is spliced from 3 exons.
CGCUGGGAGAGGGAGAACUCGUGGAAUCUUCGAGAAAAGCAAAGGGCUGCCCAUUUCGACAUCGACAAAGAGAAGUGUGGUUGCCGGCUAAAGUUCAAAACGUGGGAUCUCUGAAAGACCAUAUAACAUAAAAAUGGCGGCAGCAGCAGCAGCAAAAAGACUAAUUCCCUUGUUUGACAGAGUCCUAAUACAAAGAGCGGAAGCGAUUACUAAAACGAAGGGUGGUAUUGUACUACCCGAGAAGGCACAAGCAAAAGUCCUCAGAGGGACUGUCGUUGCUGUUGGUCCUGGCUCAAGAAAUGACAAAGGAGAUCACGUUCCUUUAAGCAUCAAAGUUGGAGAUAUGGUCCUAUUGCCAGAAUAUGGAGGCACAAAAGUAGAACUUGAAGAAAACAAAGAGUUUCAUUUGUUUCGUGAAGCUGACAUCUUAGCUAAGUUGGAGUCUUAAAGGUUUCAUUGAUUAUAUUAAAUUCAUACUGAUAAUAAAAACAAGCGUUCAACCAAUGAAACGUUAGAUAUAAGAAUUGGAUGACAUUGUAGAAGCUAUGCCUCAACAGUGAUUAUCUGAGACAUUUAUUUGUUAUUUCAAUAAAGUUGUCAUUUCUUUAUAAGUUGAUUAGAAAAUAGAAAUUAGUUUCAUACUUAA